AUGGUGGUAAAUGAAUUUCCUAAUAUUCGAGUAGUUCUCAAUUAUCGUCUAUUUCAGCCCAGAUCUUCAGAAGCAUCUUUGCCACCUGCAUCGAGGGAAAAGCCUCCAGUAUCGGCGCAGACGGGCCCCUCACAAGUCCUGUCUGAGCCUGCUUAUAAAGGUGCCUGGGGUUCUCCCUCGCCCACACAAGCACAAGGUUAUCCUCACAAUGCAAUCGGAGGGAUGACGAAAUCCUCGUUAGAUGCUCACACACAUCCUCAUAUACGAAACAUGCAAGAUCCCUAUCAGAUGUUUGGUCCAACAAGCAGUCGGCUAGCAACUUCAGGAAGCGGACAGAUCCAGCUGUGGCAAUUCCUUUUGGAGCUUCUAUCAGACAGCAGCAAUGCUAAUUGUAUAACGUGGGAAGGCACUAACGGCGAAUUCAAACUAACCGAUCCCGACGAGGUUGCCAGGCGUUGGGGCGAGCGAAAGAGCAAGCCCAAUAUGAAUUACGACAAACUCAGUCGAGCCUUGCGUUAUUACUAUGAUAAGAAUAUCAUGACCAAGGUGCACGGAAAACGAUACGCCUACAAGUUUGACUUCCAGGGACUCGCCCAGGCAACUCAACCUACUGCAGCCGAUCCUACUUAUAAAUACCAGUCGGAUCUUUUCAUGUCCGGUUACCAUCACAGCCCCAAACUGAACUUCGUAGGCCAUCACACGGGUAUACCGUCGACAACGGGUAGCAUAUUCCCUGCCCCCACCUCAUACUGGACCAAUCCGAGUGCCAAUCUGUAUUCGAACAUUGCGGCGGCAUCCACUCACACGAUGCCACACCAUCCAGGACAUGUGACAUCACACAUUGGGUCGUACCCCCACUAUGCAUGACGACGAAGCCAGGACCUAGCUGUGGUGCCAGAGUGGAUGCAGUCAGAAUGGGCGCCAAGUCCCUUGGUGAAACCCGAGCUGUACUUGCCAGAGAGCACUUAAAGAGUUCAGUACUACGGUGGUCCAUUGUGUAAGAAUGACUAUUUUUUUGAGUUUUUUUAAAAAUGAUGUUCAACUUGCCGCUCAAACUAUUGCAUCAGCAAAGCCUGAUACUAUCAAUAUCAAAAUUAGAGGUGACUGCAUUUUACAUUCCGAAAGACUAAUCGGUCAUAAAAUAUACAUAUGCUGUACAGAUCAAUUAAGAUAGAUUCGAAGCACACAAAUGUAGUAGUGAUAAGAGACACUAACUCUGGAGAAACUGGACUACUGAGUGUUAACAGAAUCAACAAAUGGUUCAUUGGAUUUCAUCUUGGCUAAAUAUCUUCAAAAUGACUUUAAUUCCAUUUUACAAAGGAAUCAGUUCAACUCGAGGCUAAAACAUUCUUUUAUUUCAAUUCGUUCUAAACUUCGUUAGGCCAUUAGACCUUUAAACACUCUUACAUCUGCCAAAUAUCUUAUAAUAGGGAACAAUUUACAGUUUUCUUUUGACAGGUUUCUCGUCUUCAGAACAGCGAAAAGUUUCUACUACCUCAUAUCGAACACUGUUACUCUAAAUAUCGGUGUUUCUUAUUCCCCUUAAACUGUCCAAAAAUAUUUCAUAAUGCAUGUCGAAAUCAUCAAUCACUAUUAUUUAAUAUACAGUUUUUUCCCCCUAAAUUCACGCGAACCUGUUCAAGACAGUUAUAUUAACUGCUUUUCAGCUAAUAUGACAUAAAAAAACAGGUUGCAAUUAAUGAUGAAAUCUAUAUUCAAAAAAUUCCAUUUAAUUAUCACCAUUGGUUAUUAAAAUAUUUAGAAACGUCAGAUUCUUAAUCAAGAGACUACAUCAAGAUUUAAUCCUUCCAAUCACUUGUUGGAUUCGGUUUACAAAGACUGAGACAUCCCUUGAUUCAUUUAGAUUCUCAAAAACUUUUGAGGCUCCCGAUAACUACAACGAUGAAAAACUGCAAUACACUUUGUGCGCUAUGGCUGUACCGAGUGAAUACCUUUCCUGUACAAAGAUUAAAGUCUAUGAAAAUGGAUAUUAGAGGUGUCGGUGUUAGCCAUGAAGCCAAUAAUAUAAAAUCCCUAGAAAGUAAUAUGAAUCUGUAUCGAAAUAUUUGCAUCUUGUUCAAAAAAUUGUAAGAAAAUGAACAGGGUGGAGAGACUUGUAUAAUUUAAAUUGUAUCAGACUUUAUUAGAAUUUAAAAUGUUAUAUUUUACCUAUUUUAUAUGUUUUUUUAUUUACAUAUCAUUUUUAAGUCUUCAUGUUCAAAGCAAAUAAUGUUUUAUGUCAAUAUUUCAUUAUUUAUUCAAUUUGUUGAAAUAUUGUUUUAUUAUUAUUAUUUUAUUUGUUUGUUUCCGUUGCAAUUUAGCGAAAAUUUCUUAGGAAUGCCAUUAUUAAAUGCGAUUUUUUUUUAUAAGUACAUUUCUGAGCACCGAAAGGAAGCAAUUUAUAACAUAGUCACUUAUUUUUCAACAAACGGUUCUUAUUGUAUUCAAAAUCAUCAUAAUAUGCUUACACAGAUUGCAAUAUACCUUUAUAAUUUUUUAAUUUGUGCUUCAUAUUACUGUGCAUUUACAUUUAAUGAGCAUUUAAACCUAAUUAAUUAUUUUACCAUGUAAAUAAAAUUUACGAAAUACUAAAUGACAGGACAGAAUUGAUUCGAUAAUUUUACAAUUCAGAAUCAUUUUGGUAGCAACAUUUCAAUAUAAAAAAUUAAUACAACAAAAUGAUAGUAUAAAUUAAAAAAACAAUGUUGCUCCAUAGAGCUUCGACGGAAUGAAUGAAUAGGAAAAUGCCCUGCUUCAUUCUGCUGAAUUGAAAGAUAUAUUUUGCCUAUAAGAAAUACAAGCUUAAGAACAAUAUUUCUGCUGAAUUGAAAGAUAUGUUUUGCCUACAAGAAAUCCAAGCUUAAGAACAAUAAUCUCAUGGCAAAUGUAACAUUAACAAAUCGAAAAAGAAUAUACCAAAUACGAAAUUCAAACCUAUUUUCUUAAUAUGAACUAAAUUUUAAUGAAUAUAAAAUUUUUAUUUUUACAAGAAAGCUUGCGUGUUUUAUAAGAAAAAAUAUAAAGAUAUUGGCUUAACGAACAUGAAUAAAAGAAAUUGUUCCAAAUACAAUUAUGGCAUUUCUAAGUGAAUUUUCUGCAAGGAUGAUCUAGUCAUGAAUUUUCCUUUUAUUCUUUAGAAAAGAGUUUUGCUUCUGGUCAUCAAAACUAAA
Messenger RNA from Argiope bruennichi, 3170 nucleotides. RefSeq names its product transcriptional regulator ERG homolog. Gene Ontology annotation, molecular function: DNA-binding transcription factor activity, RNA polymerase II-specific; sequence-specific DNA binding. Gene Ontology annotation, cellular component: nucleus. The record is from RefSeq and is a predicted model, not a curated record. NCBI's taxonomy places the organism in Eukaryota, Metazoa, Arthropoda, Arachnida, Araneae, Araneidae. Gene Ontology annotation, biological process: cell differentiation; regulation of transcription by RNA polymerase II. The transcript has 6 exons. The coding region runs from base 1 to 867 and encodes 288 amino acids.